GGAGGAGGAGGAGGAGGGAGCUCGAACCUGGGGAACCAGACUCCCCCUCUGGCCCGGAUUAACCCGGGUCCGGUGGUGCUGAGCCCGCUGGUCUGCAGGAACGGAGUGGGAGGCUAUGGGCGCACCCUGGUGGUGAGUGCCGAGAUGUGUUUCUACUGCUUCGAUGUGCUGCACAGCCAUCUGCUCGGGUACCCCCAGUCCUGCCUGCCCCGCUUCACCAACGAGUCCUACCCCUUGUUUGUGACAUGGAAGACGGGCCGGGACAAGCGUCUCCGUGGCUGUAUCGGGACCUUCUCCGCUAUGAGCUUGCACUCAGGACUCAGGGAAUAUACUCUAACUAGUGCUCUUAAAGACACCCGCUUCCCUCCAAUGACCCGCGAGGAGCUGCCCAAACUCUUCUGCUCUGUGUCUCUGCUCACCAACUUUGAGGACGCGGCCGACUACCUUGACUGGGAGGUGGGAGAGCAUGGAAUCCGGAUUGAGUUUGUGAACGAGAAGGGGAUGAAACGCACAGCCACAUACCUUCCUGAGGUGGCCAAGGAACAGGACUGGGACCAGAUCCAGACUAUAGACUCUCUGCUGAGGAAGGGAGGUUUCAAAGCAGCCAUAACCAAUGAACUGAGGAAAACUAUUAAACUGACACGGUACCGCAGUGAGAAGAUGACCAUCUCGUACUCGGAGUACCUUGCCUCCCGUCAGCACUGCUAUCAGAAUGGGGCUCUCCACUCCUCGUCGCUCUUCAACCAUUACUCCUGACACCAGUCCACCGGCUCAGCCCAGCCCACUGGGUGCCACUGCUGCCUACGACAUCAUUGGUGCUGAUGGAGGCAAUAAUGCCUAUGACGUCAUUGGUGGCGCCGCCAGCACCUCAACUUGGUCCAGCUAUUUUUAUUACUGCACUAUAUUGUGAUGCCAGUUGGCAACUCGAGCAGUGGAAAAAAAAUACCCUACAGCAGAUCUCACAAAAACAAAUCUGGUAGAGAGAAGCUAGCGCCUCUUCCACUGGGACGCAUGUGACCCCACUACUACUAUAUUAAAACCUGGCUUGACGUCA
Molecule: messenger RNA, 1054 nt
Organism: Polyodon spathula (Mississippi paddlefish)
Lineage: Eukaryota; Metazoa; Chordata; Actinopteri; Acipenseriformes; Polyodontidae
Product: AMMECR1-like protein
Exons: 6
Source: RefSeq, a predicted model, not a curated record